Molecule: messenger RNA, 1898 nt
Organism: Drosophila ficusphila
Lineage: Eukaryota; Metazoa; Arthropoda; Insecta; Diptera; Drosophilidae
Gene: Dbct
Product: lipoamide acyltransferase component of branched-chain alpha-keto acid dehydrogenase complex, mitochondrial
Exons: 4
Coding region: 122-1516 (464 amino acids)
Cellular component (GO): cytoplasm; mitochondrion
Molecular function (GO): lipoic acid binding; acetyltransferase activity
Source: RefSeq, a predicted model, not a curated record
GUUUUUGCAAGCACAAACACAUACACACAUACGCCUACCCGAUCGUAUGAGGCUAAAUCCCACGAUCCGAAGCGAUCCUCGUCUAUAUCCCGUGUAUUCCUAGGCCCCAAAGUCCCGCUAAAUGGCAACACACCUGCUUCGAAAUGGCGCUACCUUUUGGCUGCUCAGAAAUUGUAUUUCACGCCAGGCAACGAUAAAUCGCUGCCUGCAUGUGACCUCCACUCUGGAUAAGAAUGUCUCCUUCCAUCUGAGCGACAUCGGCGAGGGAAUCCGCGAGGUGACCGUCAAGGAGUGGUUCGUGAAAGUGGGCGACACUGUGGAGCAGUUCGACAAUCUCUGCGAGGUGCAAUCAGACAAGGCAUCGGUGACCAUAACCAGUCGCUACGAUGGCAAGAUCACUAAGAUCCAUCACAAAAUUGAUGAGAUUGCGCUGGUUGGCAAGCCUCUCGUGGAUUUCGAUGUUGUUGAUGAAGAAGACGAUGCGGAUGACUCCUCUUCCUCGUCCACAUCCUCGGACAGUUCUUCCAGCGAAACGGAGAAGGCAAAAUCAGAUGAACCAGAACUAACGCCCACUGGCGGUCGUGUGAUCAUUCCUGCCACGCCCUCUGUCCGUCGUUUGGCCAAGGAGAACCAGUUGGAUCUUUCCAAGGUGCCGGCAACGGGGAAGAAUGGUCGUGUACUCAAGGGUGAUAUUCUGGAGUACCUGGGACAGGUGCCCCCGGGUACAAAUGUACCACAUCCCACUCUGGCGGCUAAAAAGCCGACAGCUUCUGCUCCUGCUGCCAGUCCCGCUGCAGCUGCUUCUGUUUCUGUUCCCGCUGAUCGCGUGGAAGUGCUGAAGGGAGUGCGAAAGGCUAUGCUGAAAUCAAUGACCGAAUCCCUGAAAAUCCCGCACUUUGCCUACAGCGACGAGAUCGACAUGACCCAAUUGGUUGAAUUCCGCAACCAGCUGCAGGCGGAGGCCAACAAAAAUGGCGUACCCAAGCUCACAUUCAUGCCAUUUUGUAUCAAGGCGGCUAGCAUUGCGCUUUCCAAGUAUCCCGUUCUGAAUAGUUCACUGGACUUGACCAACGAGUCGCUGAUUUACAAGGGAGCCCACAACAUCAGCGUGGCCAUUGAUACACCACAGGGUCUUGUAGUGCCAAAUAUUAAGAAUUGCCAGGCCAAGAACAUCAUUGAGAUAGCAAAGGACCUGAAUGCACUGGUGGAACGAGGACGCACGGGUUCCCUGACCCCAACGGACUUUGCUGACGGCACUUUCUCGCUCUCCAACAUCGGAGUUAUUGGUGGCACCUACACACAUCCUUGCAUCAUGGCGCCACAGGUGGCGAUUGGUGCGAUGGGAAGGACUAAGAAGGUGCCUCGCUUCAACGACAAGGAUGAGGUGGUCAAGGCGUAUAUUAUGUGUGUUAGCUGGUCCGCGGACCACCGCGUCAUCGACGGGGUGACCAUGGCCAGCUUCUCGAACGUUUGGAAGCAGUAUCUGGAGCAGCCGGCUCUUUUCCUGCUGCACUAGACCACCUGGAACUCAAAAACGCUAACUCCCACGGAUAAGGCUGUAUCCCAUGCAUUUAUCUAGACUUAUCUAGUUCUUUUCUAAUUGUUCGACAAUCCGUUUUGUCCUGGAGCCAAUGCCAUGUGCCGCCUUCCAAACCCCGAAAUGUGCAUUUAUAGGAGGCAGGCUGCUCUGAGCGGCUCCUCGAUUACUUUAAGCUCCUGGCGCACAUGGCUGGCUUCCCGCUUAACCAUAUUUUUUUUGUUUACCUGCAUUUAUAUAUCAGUUUCUUGUAGUUUGUUAAGCAGCAGCUUUAGCGUACAGUUCAACUGUAGUGAGUGCAUUUAUUUUAAAGCAUUGUUUUAAUGGCUGUCCAAUAAAUAUCCAAAACGGUUUUUGUGAA